CUGAACACACACACAGCAGUACAAUUCCAACAACGUAUACUGUAUGUACAGUAUAUCCAACCCACAUGUCUCUAUUCCUUCAUCCUGUAGUUCUCAUUCUCAUUUCAAGAACGCGAGAUGCGUUCAGCGACACCUCAAACAUCACAAAAAUGGCUUAAAAUUUUAAUAAACAGGGAGAUAAUGAAAAACAUUAAUUGGAUGUUCUAAGUCUUAAGGAUUGAAGUACCGCUACUCGUUCUGAGUCGCAGGAGGGGCCAUCCUGGAGGAUUAAUAUGUUUGUCCUAAAAGACAACGUACGAUAUUUAUAAUCUGAAGUUAUGACAUCAUCCUGCUAUCCGGCACAUCCCGACCAUGACAAGCAUUUGGGGCGGCAUGCAAACUAGCCUGUCAUGGGAACAAUGGGAUGUCAGAAGACUUGCAGGGUGGAGAAACUCCUGAAACAGUGUCAGAGGGAGGGUGUUGUGAGCCUGAGACAAAGGUUACCUCCAGCAAAGAGGAGCAUUCGGAUGAAAGGCACAGACAAGAGCUGCCAUACACAACAUCUUGCUGCUUGUUUCUCUGCCCUUGGAGCCCAGUGGGAAACACCUGCCAUGGCACUGGUCCUUUAAGUGAUGCUGCAAAGCUAAGAAAUGAGGUGUUGCCACUACCGCUCCCCAGUGUGCCGCCUUUGGACAACCUUUGUCUUCUAGAGAACGGCAGCACAGCCCUGAGACCCAACCCUGAGACCCUGAGCAGCCAGAGGCUAAAACAGAGGUUACUGGAGACCGAGAUCAGUGCCAAGAGAAGGGAGUGUGAAUCACUUGAGGCGGAGGUGAAGAAAAAAAAUCAAACAUGUCAGACUUUGGAGAAUGAGCUUCAAGAUUUUCUCCAAGAGAACACACACUUAAGCCUCCAGUUUUUCAACAGCAGCCACAAAUCAUCUGAAUAUGAGAGGGUGAAGACUGAAUAUGCCCAACUCGAAGAUACACUCGGUGCUGUGACGCAGGAGAGAGAUUUAGCUCUGUGGGAGAGAAACCAGCUCCAAGGCAAACUGGAGAACCUAGAGCAGGUGCUCAAGCAUAUGCGUGAGGCUGCAGAGCGGAGGCAGCAGCUCGAGUUGGAGCAUGAACAGGCCUUGGCUGUACUCAAUGCAAAGCAGCAGGAGAUUGACCUGCUUCAGAAGGCUCAGGUUGAGGCUAAAAAGGAACAUGAAGGCGCUGUUCAUCUGUUAGAGAACCACUUGGACAGCAUGCAGGCCAAAGUCCGUGAGCUGGAGGAGAAAUGUCGGAAUCAGAGCGAGCAGUUCAACCUCCUGUCCAAAGAGCUGGAGAAGUUUCGUUUGCAGGCGGGGAAGUUUGACAUCCUCAGCACUGAACCUCUGACAGUGUGUGAAUCUCCUGGUUCUCCAAACAAAUCUCUGUCCCAGCUCCUCAAUGGAUUGGCGCCCCCCGUAGGAAAAGGCAAUGAGGCUCCAACAAGCAGAUCUUUGAUAUCAGAGUUCAUUCGGCCGCUCCAGAUCAGUGGAGACAAACCGGAGCUCCUCUCUGUCAAGCCAACAUUCCUCAGUCACGGCCGAGGCAGCAGGACGCUCCUCUCUGAGAUGGACAAAGAGCUCGGUUCCACCCCUAGAGCUAAACCAAGGUUUACCGGAAAAGUUCGCCUGUGUAUGGCUCGCUACAGUUACAAUCCUUAUGAUGGGCCAAAUGAGCAUCCUGAAGCAGAGCUCCCCCUGGUGGCAGGAAAGUACCUCUACAUUUACGGGACCAUGGACGAGGAUGGCUUUUAUGAAGGAGAGCUACUAGAUGGCCAGCGGGGGCUCGUCCCUUCUAAUUUUGUGGAUUUUAUACAAGAAGAGGAGAAGGCCUCCGCCCAACACAGGGAUUCAGUAGCUAAAGAACCUGGCAACCUCAACCACAGUAGCCUGGGAUCUCAGAGACUGGGGGUAGGCAGGGGGAUCGGGACAUGUUUAAGCAGCCUGCUGCCCGACAGUAAACAAGGCUGUCUGAGCAGCAGCAGCUUGGGCAUGGACCUCCUGGGCUCCUCCAGCAACGGGACAGGAACCUUAGAUGUCAAUAUCGACGAGGUCGGUGAAGACAUUGUGCCUUAUCCUCGCCGCAUCAACCUGAUUAAACAACUGGCCAAGAGCAUCAUCAUUGGCUGGGAUCCCCCUGUGGUUCCACCGGGCUGGGGCUCCAUCAGUGGCUACAAUGUUUUGGUGGAUAAGGAGGUACGGAUGAGCGUUCCCUACGGGGGCAGGACUAAGUCCCUCAUUGAGAAACUCAACUUAGCCACCAACACUUACCGCAUCUCAGUGCAGAGUGUCACUGAGCGAGGAUUGUCAGAUGAGCUCCGGUGUACAAUGCUGGUGGGCAAAGAUGUGGUGGUGGCUCCUUACUACGUACGGGUGGAUAACAUCACACAGGGCUCUGCUGAGCUCUCCUGGAUGCCCAGCAACAGCAACUACAGUCACACACUCUUCCUCAAUGGCGCUGAGUACGACAUGAUCAAGGCUGGGGGCUACAAAUAUAAAUUCUUCAACCUGAAGGCCAUGACAGUUUACAAAGUGAAAGUUGUGGCACAGACACAUCAGGUGCCUUGGCAGCUUCUAACCGAGCAGAGGGAAAAAAGGGAAAUCUCUGUGGAGUUCUGCACUCAACCUGCAGGACCCCCCCACCCUCCACAGGAGGUUCAGGUCCAGUGUGGUCAGACGCCCGGUGUUCUGCAGGUCAGAUGGAAGCCCCCUCCUCUGACGUCUGCUGGAACCUCCAAUGGUGCCAAUGUAAUAGGCUACGCUGUAUGCACAAAAGGACAAAAGAUAGCAGAGGUCUUGUACCCCACAGCAGACUAUGUGACGGUGGAGUUAAACAGGAUCCAAUGUCUGGAGGCCAGGGAGGUCAUUGUAAGGACGUUAUCAACACAAGGAGAGUCCCAGGACUCACCUGUGGCGGUCAUCCCGCAUAAUCUUUUGGGCUCGCCUCGCGUCUCUCUCCGAACCACAGGGCCUCCUCACACUUUGCCCCAUGCUCCGACCCAUCCAAUUCUCUCCCAAACGCACCCUCCUUAUCCAUCCACGUAUCCCCCAAAUCACCCUCAGCCGCAGGUGCAGCCUAUUCCUCGAGCCCAACCCCAUACACUGCCCCACUCACAGCCGCACUCACAGCCCGUCUGUCACCAACCCCCUCACCCCCAGCCUCAGUUCCAGCGCCAGCCUGUGCCCAAGUCCAAACCACUCCUAAGUGCCAGAGAGACAGAUACCAAAGAGCACGAGGCCAGCAUGCGGCCAGGCGCGCCCUGGGAACGCUCCCCAUCCCCUUUGCCUAUGAUGCACGGCGCCAAUCUGGAGCCACCGCCCUUCCAACCACGGCGAUCGCCCUCUCCUCAGAGGAUCCUGCCGCAGCCUCAGGGAGUCCCCAUUCCCAAUACCAUCGCUAAGGCCAUGGCCCGGGAAGCUGCACAGAGAGUGUUUGCUGAAAGCAACAGGGUGGAGAAGAGGAACAUCUUCAGCGAGCGGGGAAACGCACUGCAUCCACUUAACUCUGAUGAGGAGGAAGAUGGCUAUGAUUCUCCUCAUGCAAGAAGAAGAGGGGCUUCUGUGGAUGAAUUCCUUAGAGGUUCUGAAUUGGGAAGACAGCACCACCACCACCAACACCACCACCACUACAGCCACAGUGAGGAGUACUACACAGAGAGUAGCCGCGGGUCAGACUUGUCUGAUAUCAUGGAGGAGGACGAGGAAGAUCUUUAUUCCGAGAUGCAAUUGGAAGAGGGCCGCAGGCGGAGCAUCAACUCUCACAACUCGCUAAAGGCGUACUACAAGCGGCAGGAUCUAGCUGAGGAAAGAGACUGCUGGGACCUCCAUAGGGAGGUAGUGAAACACAAGUCGCUCCGUAGCAAGCGGCUCCACAGCAUCCCUGAGGUGGAGGAGGAGUCAGACGCUGUGGACAACAUGGGCCAGCGUCUGUGCUUCGAGGACGGUGGUCGGCCGGGAACGCCACACACUCAGCGGAGACCGUAUCCCCAUGACAGUCACAAGCACAAUCACAUCACCGCCAGUAAGAACCUCCGCCACCUGCAGCGCCAGCGCUCUUCGCCUCGAUUUGCUGACAUCCGCUACUACUACAACCCAGACGACCGUAUUCUGGGACGACCCAACCGUCAGAACACCAAGAGUCCUGAUAGUGGUUUGGACUGUGGCAGCGAGGAAGAAGGUUCCCUGGGCAGAGGUCAUCGAGGGUACUACACUUACGGAACUCCCAUGCGGGGACCUGUGCGCGUCAUCCACUGUGAAGGCCCAGUAGAGAGGCGAGCCCUCGCCAUGGGUCGUAAGAGAACUCUGACACGCCAAUGCAGUGUUCAGGAGGAGUUUGCUGACAUGCCAAUGACCUCUACGAAGUCAGUUCACACAGGUGACUUUAGAAACAGAGAACACUUUGGGCCACGGAACUACUCCCGGGAGGGUGCCCUGAGUGAGGGCAGGCUGAACGAACUGGACAGGGUCUAUUACAGUCCUCACAGGGAGGCUAGAGCCCACUCUUUGUCCAGACUCCACUGGGACCAGGCGCUGAUCAUCGGAAACUCACCAUCACAUGGAAAUGCUGACCGUCUGGACCAUUCAGGGCGGAGGCCAGUUCACAUAGGCACCCCCCCUCAGCGACGGCCCAUCCCCUCCAUUGAGAUCACCAUGGACAGUAACAGUGAGGGGAGUGAGGGGAACCUCUCACCCGUCAAGGAGGAUGUUUACUAUGGCAGUGUAGCUCGGCGAAGGAUAUGGCCAUCUUUGUCCUCAGAGGAUCAAUAUGACAGCUAUGGCGGACGCAGGCAUGGGCGAGGACGCCGCUCUCCGGAUUACUUUGAGGAAUCGGAGCCAGAGGAGGUGACCCGUGUCUUUGUGGCUCUUUUUGACUACGACCCCCUGUCCAUGUCUCCAAACCCUGAUGCCGCUGAUGAGGAGCUGCCUUUCAAGGAGGGCCAGAUCAUCAAGGUCUUUGGCAAUAAAGACACGGAUGGUUUCUACAGAGCAGAAAUCAGAGAACGAGUGGGUCUGAUCCCUUGUAACAUGGUCUCUGAGAUCCAAACCGAGGAUGACAACAUGAUGGGGCAACUCCUCAAACAGGGCUUUCUGCCACUUAACACUCCUGUGGAGAAGUUAGUGAACUGCGACCGUUUCAAAGAUGGACGAGUAAUAAAUCGCAGAUCAAGAAAGUCCAAGCGAGAGAGGAAUAGGCGGAGUGGGCGUCAGCAUCCAAUGUCAACCCGCAGAAUGGUGGCUCUUUAUGACUACGACCCAAGAGAGAGUUCCCCUAACAUUGACGUAGAGUAUGAGGGCAACAGACUAGAUGACGAGGCUGAACUGACUUUCUGUGCUGGGGAUGUCAUCACAGUUUUCGGGGAAAUUGAUGAAGAUGGGUUUUAUUAUGGUGAGCUCAACGGACACAAUGGACUUGUUCCUUCCAACUUUCUAGAAGAAGUGCCUGAUGAUGUCGAGGUUUUUCUCACUGACUCACCAUCUCGAUACCCCCAGGACACUCCCACACGGAUAAAGACCAAAAGGGUUCCAUGGGAUCAUUUGGGUCCGUCCAGAAGAGCAGGCUCCCCCCCAGUGCAUCCACACGUCAUGCAGCACCAUCGGGACCCCACUGGACAUGCACGCCUACAAACAGUCAAAGGAACGUCACUACGAAGAGAAGAAACAGUUGCUCGACGCUGUUAAAACCUUCAGUGACAUGUCCUCAAAGUGGACCUCCUCCAUGAUAGAAUCUUUCUAUUCAAUAUUGCAUCUCAUUACUGCACACAAGUUCCUUUUACCUCAGAUAUAUGUUGCACAUUAGUACCUGCCCUCCUGUCCAUCCAUUUUCUAUACCGCGUAUCCAUCCAUUUUCUAUACCGCGUAUCCUCACGAGGGUCGAGAGGCGGGGUACAACCUGGACUGGUCGCCAGCCAACUAGCCCUCCUGUCUAGCUUAAGUCACUUAAGUGGAAUGUGGUGAGCUUUUACACAGUAUGGCCAACAUGCUGUGCAUAGCAUGUUCCCAUCAAAACAAGCACACAGGGUUAUCUGUCACUGCUUGAAGCCAACAUCUUAUAGGUCAAACCUCCAUGUACUUGCCUUAUUACACAAUAGCCCCCUUUUCACUGUUGCUGUUCUGUGUAAACGACCGACACAGAAGCAUCAGUGAUAUCAGAGUCAGGCAAGUGUGAGCAUAACUUAUCCUGCCCUUGAAAGCAGUUGUUUUAUAGUGGCAUUGUCAUGCAUACAAUUAUCUGACUACAGGAUGCCAUGUUACAAAUUUUGCAGCGUCUGGAUGAAAGGAUGUUUCUUUUGUAAAAGCAGUGGUCACAUAUGCAUCUCAUUUGUAUUUUGUCUUACAUGCUACAACUAUCAUUGUCUAACACCAGCGUCCCAGAUGCAAAAAACACCAGUAUACAUCCCACCUUGAAGAGGAGUGGUUAUGUAGGUAUUAAGAGUAGACCUGGAGGUUUGACAGUGUAGCCCACCUACCUCUAAGCAGCCCCUCUCAUCAAACUCUCAUCUACUUCAUUGGAAAGGUCAGUCAGAUAAUGACGGUGCAGGUUACAAGUACUGUAAAUCUAUACAUAGCCACAGCUCCUUAUACUGUAUGUAGUGAAUGUAUGAUCAAUUGAAAGCAAAUGUAUUUAGCGGUCCCAACCCCCCCCCCCCCCAAUCAUGCAUCAAAACUGUGUUCUACACUUGCAUCCACGUAAAACUGCCAAAAUAGGAAAAAUAUGUAUGCAACACAUUAUGGAAAAACACUUUCUGUCCAGCCAUAUUCACAUACCCCAUAACGUAUGUUUUCCUUACUCCACAUUUCUUCCUGUCAAUUUGAGUGACUGGUCUUUUGUAAUUUUGUCCAUUUGUAAAUUGUUUAUAAAUGUUUAUACUUGAUUUUCAAAAUGCCUUUUUUGUACAUUCACUUUAUAAUCAAGCAGUACAAGUAUUCCCCAUGGUGUCUUGAAGACCUUUUUGUUUGCAACGUGUGCUAGCUUUAUUAUAAGAAUACUCAGCCUAUAUUGAUGGAUACAAACUACCGUGUGGGUGUGCAUGUGCAAUCUUUUUUUUAAAAACAAGAUAAAUAAAUUUAAUAUUUUGUAAUAUUUGCAUGUCUCAUUGACUUAACUUCAAGUAUGACACUGGUUUGAAAUCCUUUACUGAAACUUUGGAACAAACUCUUUAAACAAUGUUCAUUUUUCACACCCAUUAACUAUACCACCUGUCCUCUUAAGGGUCAAGGGUAAGCUUCAGGCCAGAGGUGGCAUACACACUGGACUGGUGGCGGGCAACAGCAUUUAAAAAAAACAAACCAAAACAAAAAACUACAGUCAUUGCUGCAGCUGUACCUAAUAGGUACAAUGGUAACAAGGUAAUGUCAGAAUGACAGAAUUCAAUUCUUAUUUUCUUCAAAUUCCUCAAAAAAACAAAUGUUCUUAGCCAGCUACAAAUCGUUCUGCAUUAGUACUAUACUGGUACUACCUCUGUUUGCCGUAAAUAGAACUGUAUCGCUGUUGGAAAAUGAUGGUACAAAACACUGAGCAACAUAAAUCAAUGUCAAGGCCUGACAUAAACCAGGUCAAAGAACCAAUCGUGGUAAACAGCCUCUCUUCUACAAAUAGAAGAGGAGGUUAUCCAGCUCCAUGUUGGGCUCCCUGUGGAGGCUUUGACCCACAAGGAAGGCCAACUUGUGAGCAUACUGGCAGGGGGCAGGUACUGCAAUGAUCCCCUGAAAAACAAUAUAAAAAAAACAGUGAAAAACAGUGAGACAUGUACCAUAGUUUCCGGCGUAUAAGCUGCUACUUUUGAACUGUGCAGCUUAUACAAAAGUCCUGCUAAUAUGUGCCUAAAAACUACAUUCCCCCGUGAUGCUUGGUUUGUUCAUGUUCCAAUCACCUGACAUCGCCUAUACUUCAGAACUAUUACUCAUAGCUUAAAUCUGUAUACUGGAUAACGCCAUUACCAAAUCAUCAUAAGGGCAUAGAAAAGUACACUAAACUAUCAAAACACGCCACCAAGUUUUAUAUCAAACACAAUAAUAUACAAAAUGCUGCAUAGUUUUCUUGUAGCUGAAUAAAAGUACCCGUCUGUCCAUGGACACACAGCAUUAACGCAUUAAUGCAUUAUUUAACAUUAAUGCAGUUUUCCUGGUCAGUGUGGGAGGCUUCUCCCAGCCAAUGCUAUGGUUCUCCCCACCUCCGUGGACAGGCAGCAUAAGGUAUCAGUCAUUAAUGCACCUUGCGCAGCCAUACCAGGCGACUUCUCCCGCUGGUUCUCAUGAUCACGAUAGCUGUAGGUGCCAUAAGAAGCCACAACACCCAUCUUGCAAUCAAUGUGAAUGGACUGCACCAUCCUCGUAAGAUGCCCACACAUGUAUGUCCCGGGUUGAAUGAAACAUAUGACCGCCUUCCAUGAAGCGUGUAGUAACACUUAAAACACUUGUUUUGCACAGUUUAAUGCAUUUUGCACUUUUGGGGAAAACGUUAAAUUAAAAGUUUAUGCAAAGUUUGUGUGUAACAUCUUUCUAUGCCCUUUAUCUCACUUUAUGACGUGCACUCGUGCCGCUUGUACACCAGUGCGCCUCAUUUAAGAACAGAUCUGGUUUUCCCUCCUAAUUUCAUGGGUGUGGCUUGUACACUGGAAAUUACCGUAAAGGAUUUCAGGAGUGAAUAGGACUGUUUACUAACAUUUCAGCUAAAUAUUGUUGCACAAGUGACUUGCCUGCCAGUUGUAGUACAUGUGGCAAAGCUUGUAGGUGAGCCUCUGCAUGUGAUCAGGCUUUAGUCCGCUGCUGUCAUACACAACAUUGUAGUGGGUUGGAGACACGCUUCCAAAGUUGACAGC
This is a messenger RNA of Doryrhamphus excisus (bluestripe pipefish), 8829 nucleotides long. It is a transcript of the gene rimbp2b, whose product is annotated as RIMS binding protein 2b. Gene Ontology annotation, molecular function: protein binding. Lineage: Eukaryota; Metazoa; Chordata; Actinopteri; Syngnathiformes; Syngnathidae. Gene Ontology annotation, biological process: neuromuscular synaptic transmission. The record is from RefSeq and is a predicted model, not a curated record.